AAGGUCUCAACACCACCGCAUGUCUCCGAGAGAGGCCGAACCGCUUCUACUGCGGAACUUUGAAGCGCUUGUUUUACGCGUCAUGUCAGUCUGCUGAAAAUCAGCGCGCACAGGACGCACGAGCGCAGAGAAGAUGGAUGGUAAGACAAAGUUAGAGGCGACCCGUGGCCCCAACUGAACCGCUCCGCGGGACCCGCUGGCUGGAAUAAAACUCCGAGCUUUUCCAAACUUCAAGCUGAGUUCGGUUCAUGGAGUCCGCGGCGGCCCGCCUGCGCCUCCUGCACGCUCUCACGGUGUCGGCUCGGCUCUAGCUCACCGGAGUCACAAAGUUUUGCUUUUCAUUUUUAUUUUUAUUUUUCCGGGACAAAAAAGAGAGAAAAGAAAAACAGAGAGGAAGAGACGGGAGAGACGGUGAAGGUUGUAACAGAAAUUAGAAAUCAGCAUGGAGACUUCAGCUCCAACAACCACAGACAAGAAAGAGUGUAAAGGUUCUGGUCUGGAUGGAAGCAGCUUUGCAGAAGUCCCUAAAAAGCCUUCAGCGACCACUCUGAACAGAGGUGCACACCACCUUUUCCCCACGUUUCACACUCCCAUCCCAAUCGACAUGAGGCACCAUGAGGGGCGGUACCAUUAUGAGCCACACACAUUCCACGCCAUGCACGGACCUCCAGGACUGACAGGCAGUCCAGUCAUCUCAGACAUCUCUCUGAUCCGACUAUCGCCCCACGCAGCGGCCGGGACGGCAGAGUCGCCGUUCAGCCCUCCACAUCCGUACGUCAGCCCUCACAUGGAGCACUACCUGCGCUCUGUUCAUGGAAGUCCCACCCUGUCCAUGAUCUCAGCUGCUCGAGGACUGAGCCCCGCUGAAGUGACCCAUGAACACUUGAAGGACCGCGCCCUGUUCAGCUUCCCCCCUCCACCACCAGGAGCCAACCCCACAGAGUACUACCACCUGAUGGCCAGCGCCAGCCAGAGAAGCCCGUACGGCGAUCUGCUGAUGCAGAAUGGUGCAGCGGCGGCUGCAGCAGCAGCAGCUCAUCUACCAGAUUACAUCAGCCCUGUGGACGUAUCCCGUUUUUCCAGCCCCAGGCUGACGCCCAGGCUCAGCAGGAAGAGGGCGCUGUCCAUCUCACCGCUGUCAGAUGCCAGCAUUGACUUGCAGACGAUGAUCCGGACAUCACCUAACUCUCUAGUGGCCUACAUCAACAACUCCCGCUCCAGCUCAGCUGCCAGCAGCUCCUACGGACACCUCUCAGUUGGAGGAAUCAGCCCCACGUUCAGCUUCCCCCAUCCCUUCAACCCCUACCAGCAGCUGUUGUCCCAGCAGAGAGGUCUCAGCACCUUCGGCCACACCUCUCCUCUGAUUCAGCCGUCACCGUCCUCUUUCUCUGCACGCCAACACUCCCUCACUGCUUUGCCGAUGUCCACACACAACAGCUCCAACUCGGAGACAAACCAGAACGCCAGCGGAGAUCCAGCCGUGAGCAGCACCGUCAACCCACUGACUACCAAGAGGUCCAAGGUGAAGACUGAAGCAGAGGGUCCACUGCCCAUUUCACCAUCCUCUCAGGACCAUGGUGGGGGCAUCCUGGACCUGAGUGAGGAUCUGGAUAAAGAUGAGUGCAAACAGGAGCCUGAGGCCAUAUAUGAGACCAACUGUCACUGGGAGGGCUGCUCCAAGGAGUACGACACCCAGGAACAGCUUGUUCAUCACAUCAACAAUGACCACAUUCAUGGAGAGAAGAAGGAGUUUGUAUGUCGCUGGGAGGAGUGUUCGCGGGAGCAGAAGCCCUUCAAGGCCCAGUACAUGCUGGUGGUCCACAUGAGGCGGCACACAGGGGAGAAGCCUCACAAAUGCACAUUUGAAGGUUGCUCUAAAGCGUAUUCUCGUCUGGAGAACCUCAAGACCCACCUCAGGUCCCACACCGGGGAGAAGCCUUAUGUGUGUGAGCACGAAGGCUGUAACAAGGCCUUCUCCAACGCCUCGGACAGGGCCAAGCACCAGAACCGCACACACUCAAAUGAGAAACCUUAUGUGUGUAAAAUCCCGGGCUGUACAAAGCGCUACACAGACCCAAGCUCUCUCAGGAAGCACGUUAAGACUGUCCACGGACCGGAAGCCCACGUCACAAAGAAACAACGCAGCGAUGCUCCUCCAAGGCUGCAGCCGCCUAAAGGCAACGGGGAGCAUGAGGGGAACUCCAUACAUGCCACAAGAGGCAGCGAUGGCAAGACUGAGGCCAACAGCUCAUCCAGAGGCUCAGAAGACUGUCUGCAAGUCAAAUCCAUCAAGACGGAGAACUCUUUGACGUAUCAGUCCAGUCCUGGCGGCCACUCGUCAUGCAGCAGCGAGCCGUCGCCUCUCAGCAGCGCCAACAACAACGACAGUGGGGUAGAGAUGGCCAUGCACAGCGGGGGCAGCUUCGGGGACCUCAGUGCGCAGGAUGAGUGCCCCAUGGUUGACUCCACUGUCCCUGCUGGCGGACAGCAGGCGGGGGUGGGGCUUCAGUUGAGGAAAGCAGUCACCGUCAAGUUGGAAAACAUCAAGAAAGAAAGGCUGAAGACAGUGAGGGAGUCCUGCCCCUGGGUUAACGCUGCACCACAGCCACCACAGGGCCAGCCCAACAGCAUGAAGCUGCCUCCCAUACCUGCAGUCGGUUCCCUCCUGGAGAGCUCCAGCCUGAUGAGUAAUCUGAGUGGUUUGCGCUCUGGUCAACCUGUGGGUGACCUCUCUUCAUGCGAAGUCACACUGCUGAACCAGCUGAACGAGCGCCGUGACAGCACCACCAGCACCAUCAGCUCAGCCUACACCAUGAGCCGACGCUCGUCCGGCAUUUCGCCCUGCUACUCCAGCCGUCGCUCCAGUGAGGCGUCCCAGUUUGGCGCCAAUCGCCACAACAACAUCAGUUCGGCCGAUUCCUAUGACCCGAUCUCCACCGAUCUAUCUCGCCGCUCCAGCGAGGCCAGCCACUGUGGAGGUGGUAGUGUCAGUGGAGGAGAUCUUCUCAGCCUUACACCAGCUCAGCAUUAUCGGCUCAAGGCAAAGUAUGCUGCUGCCGUGGGUGGAGCUCCACCCACUCCUCUCCCCAACAUGGAUCGAAUGAGCUUGAGGACACGCAUGGCCUUCUUCAAUGAUUCCCAGGAGGGCUCAACACUCCCAUUCCAUCAGCCGCCCUCUGGGUCUAUACCCAGGCGAUGCAGUGAUAUUGGAUAUGGCACCCAGAGCAUGAUGCCCCAUGAAGUACCUGCCAACCUUCCACGGCGAGCCAGUGACCCGGUGCGUCGUCCCACUCUGGACCCUAUCUCCUUUCCAAGGGUUCAGCGCUACAGCAGCAUGAAUUCCAUGAAUGCUCCAUCAGCUGCUGACCGUUAUCAGACGCUGGCCAUGCAGGGUUAUACUCGCUCUGACGGAAGUCUCCAACGUUACCCGUUUGCCCCAAGACCACCCAGCAUUUCUGAGAAUGUAGCCAUGGAGAACAUGGCGGUAGACGGGGUGGAGCACAGCGGAGAGGAUGAUAUGGUGCUUCCUGAUGAUGUGGUGCAGUACCUCAGGUCACAGAAUUCUGGCCCCUCAGGGCACAACUUGGGGCAUGUUAAUUAUAACUCAAACAAUCACACUCAGGGUUAUCAAAUAGGCAUGCCCCCACCACCAUCCUUUUACGCACAGAGGAGGAUGGCCAUGGUGGAUGCUACCAUGGCUCAGUCUGGUCAGACUAUGCAGUCUUACCAAAUGGGUUCCAGCAGCUCCCAGCAGGUUUUUUCAGCAUCGUCAGACAACCUGAACAAGAACAACAUGCCUGUGCAGUGGAAUGAAGUGAGCUCCGGGACGAUGGAGACCACAACCAGGGUCUCCAAGCAACAUCAGCUUCCUCUCAGGGGGAAUCUAGCUGUUGUUCAGCAGAGACACAACUUUGGCUCACUUCAGGCACAAACUCAGAGCCUGAACGGCAACCAGCAGGUUGUGCCCAUGAGUCAGAACAUGUCUAUGCAGGAGUAUGUAAACCACGGCAACCAGAGGCCAAUGAACACCCCCCUCCAGCAGCAUCAGCAACAGAGGCAGUGCAAUAGCGUGAGCUUCGGUGAGCAGAUGAAUCAUCAGCAAGGGGUCAGUCAUGAGGCCAGCCUUGCUUCUGUGUCAGGAAGACCUACCCACAACACCAUGGCAGAUCCAGAACUGCAAAGUUACAGCGCAAGGACGCAGACUAAAGGGCAUUUGUAUGGAAACCAAGUGGAUCAGCACCAAAGUUACAACAUUCCCUCCCAGCAGCAGCACAGCAUCCAAAAUGGAACUAGAGGAAUGUUACAACCCAGACCACCUGCAGAGCCCAAGUCUGUCACCAGACAACACACAAGUUCUGGCAUGACACAACCAAACCGAACUCUCAAACUGUCUGAUCUGAGCACAAGUCAUGCUAAUGACACAUCUGAGGCGAGUCCAAAGAGGCCCAGUAAAAUAGUGGACCAUGGCAGUGACUCAGAGCAUCAGAACUCUGCUGUGAUCUACACAGGUCAGAUUCAUAUGUUUGAGCCUUCCUCUGCCAGCUUUGAUGCCUCCAUGUCCCCGGGUAUCCCUGAGGCUGCUGCAGCCAACAUGGCCUCCCCAGGAGUCAACCAGGUCUCCAGCAGUACAGCGGAUUCCUCCACUGGGGGUUCAGGCAGCACAGAGCAUGCUCAGAUCGACUUUGACACCAUGCUUGAUGAUGGGGAUCACUCCAGCCUCAUGUCAGGGACCCUGAGUCCAGCCUUGCUGCAGAGCCUCUCCCAGAGCUCCUCACGUCUUACCACCCCUCGCAACUCCGUCACCCUGGCAUCCGUGCCCGCAGGGAUCGGCAACAUGGCCAUUGGGGACAUGAACUCCAUGCUCACAGCUUUGGCAGAAGAAAGCAAGUUCCUAAACAUGAUAAGCUGAGAGUAACCAAACACCUCAUGUUUCAUCCAUUCUUACCGAGACUAUCAGGAAUAUACAGACUUCGUUAGAAAGCACUGAUUGUACAAAGCUAAACUGGCUAUUUUAUACAUCUUUGUCCGUUGCCCAUUCUAAUAUGCUAAUCUUGUCAUUUUUGUUUCAGAUUGUAAUAUGUUAAAAUUAACAGUAAAAUACUGUAGCUAGGGGUUAAGAACAAUUUUCCAUCAUUAUUUCUUAAAAAGCCAUACUUUUUAGCUACAAAUCUAUGAUAACCGAUGAUAUAUAAAUGUAUGAAAACAAUUGCUGUUCAGUAUUUGCUGGUGUAACAGGCCUUUAUGAAGCGAUGCACUGAUAUCCAAUCACAUUGUGCCUUUCUGAGGACAUCAACUUUAAGUAUCUGAGGACAACAUUGAAAAAUGGACACGAUAUGUAGAUAUUAAGAUGAUAUUUCUCUAGGAGUCUGUUAUGUGUGUAGAUUUUACUGCGUGGUAAUUGCUUUAAGUUAUGCUAGAGACUUUUGGUGUUUAAACCUGGGCUGCCAGAGGUGCAGUAACAUAUAAACAUCUGCAUCUGGUCCUAAUGUGUUCAAUUUAUAUUUGAUAUUUCUCAGUAAUGUUCUGUUCCUUUUCUUGAGGCUAAUGUAGCUUCUACAUGCACAACACAGCAUAUAACUGAAAACAGUAUUAUCCUCUGCUGGAUUUAACCAUGUUUAAAAAAUGAAUAAGAACAGACAAAAAGCAGAACUUUGACAGACGGGACAUAUAUGAAAUGAUGAAAAAUGCACUGAGGUUAACACAAAGAACAAACUAUGAUUGUUGUGCAGACACGAUAAAAUAAAAAGAGAAAUAAAAAAUGACAGUGAAGUUUGCUGCAACCUGUCGUGCACAUUUUUUAUACUGACUGCAUUUUAACGUGAUUUUUCCAACCCAUUUUUGUACCUGAAUUUUACAGAAUGGAGCUUAGCCCAGUUUAAACACAUGGUUGUACGGCAUUAUUAUGACGGUUUUUCAUCUAGUCCUGAGCUCUUAGGGAUGGCACUGUAAUGUCUGAUUUCCCUCUUUGCCCUCUGGAUCAGGGAUUUCAACUCUCCACGAUCCCACCUCACGAGGGAAACGAAGUGGAGACGCCUCUGUGUUAGCCUGUCGGGGCGUAUGAGCCCCGUGUUUCUGAUGAGAAGUAUUCUCUAAAAGAAUAUACAAGUACCUCUGUGUGUUCUCAGCAGAGAUCCAACUCUAAUUAACACAUUCACCGCCACCAUCGCUGCAUCCCAUAUGUCCUCUGGAUUCCAGAUGAACUGCAGUCCCGGAAGGGACUCAGACUUUGGAAAUGAAAUCCUGCUUUGGACAGGGUUGGAAAACUGGGUCUGCAAAUUCCGACAAUUUAUUAUGUUUGCUGAAUUUCUAAGUAGACUUAAUGUUUGUGUGUAUGCUAUUGUUUACUUUUAUUAUGCUCAGUGUGUGUGGGGGUUUGUGUGUCUAUAACUUUUGUACAUUUUAAAUAAACUAUCUUUUUUUCCUGUUAAAAGGCAUUAUUUGCGUC
Melanotaenia boesemani (Boeseman's rainbowfish) is the source of this 6445-nucleotide messenger RNA. It is a transcript of the gene gli2a, whose product is annotated as GLI family zinc finger 2a. Gene Ontology annotation, cellular component: nucleus. Gene Ontology annotation, molecular function: DNA-binding transcription factor activity, RNA polymerase II-specific; RNA polymerase II cis-regulatory region sequence-specific DNA binding. The transcript has 14 exons. NCBI's taxonomy places the organism in Eukaryota, Metazoa, Chordata, Actinopteri, Atheriniformes, Melanotaeniidae. The coding region runs from base 443 to 4909 and encodes 1488 amino acids. Gene Ontology annotation, biological process: regulation of transcription by RNA polymerase II; smoothened signaling pathway. The record is from RefSeq and is a predicted model, not a curated record.